AUGCCUGUGGCCAUGUGGGACUUUAAACAUUGCGAUCCGAAACGUUGCUCGGGCGUGAAGCUCGCUCGUACCAAUAUGUUAAAGACGUUGAAGCUCAACCAACGAUUCAGAGGCAUUGUUGCCAGUCCGGAAGGUGAAAAGGCCGUAUCUCCAGCGGAUCGACGUAUUGUAGAACUUUACGGUGCGGCCGUGGUAGAUUGUUCGUGGGCAAGAUUGGAAGAAGUUCCCUUUUCAAAAAUUCGUGGCCCUACCGAUCGAUUGUUACCAUAUCUGGUUGCCACCAAUCCAGUGAACUAUGGAAAACCAUGGAAAUUAAACUGUGCCGAAGCCUUGGCAGCCAUCUUUUAUAUUACAGGAUACCCUGAACAUGGUGAAGCGCUUUUAUCCAAAUUCAAGUGGGGACAUGCUUUCGCCAAGGUGAAUGGUGGGUUACUGUCACGUUAUGCGAAAUGCAAAGACUCGGCCGACGUUGUCAAAGUACAAAACGAAUAUUUGGCAUCCUUGGAAGAAGACGAUCGCCGCAAGAGAGAAGCAGCUGAACAUGAACUCGAUAGCGACGAGGACGAUUUAUUAGUAGAAAAUAGAAAUAGAGAAACGGCAUUCACCGCAUUUGAUGACGACAGUAGCGAAUACGAUGAUGAUGAUGAUGAUGAUGAUGAUGACGAUGAAGAGGAAGAUGACGAUGACGAUGCAUCAGAGGAUGAAUUAGGCGACGACGAUACCGAAGAAGAGCAUGCAUCAGAAGAAGAAAUUUGCGACAAACUCGGCAAUACCCGUAUCCGAUAG
Molecule: messenger RNA, 786 nt
Organism: Radiomyces spectabilis
Lineage: Eukaryota; Fungi; Mucoromycota; Mucoromycetes; Mucorales; Radiomycetaceae
Exons: 5
Coding region: 1-786 (261 amino acids)
Biological process (GO): maturation of SSU-rRNA
Molecular function (GO): rRNA small subunit aminocarboxypropyltransferase activity
Source: RefSeq, a predicted model, not a curated record